Messenger RNA from Exophiala oligosperma, 2802 nucleotides. RefSeq lists its product as uncharacterized. Lineage: Eukaryota; Fungi; Ascomycota; Eurotiomycetes; Chaetothyriales; Herpotrichiellaceae. The transcript is spliced from 3 exons. Bases 428 to 2191 code for a protein of 587 amino acids. The record is from RefSeq and is a predicted model, not a curated record.
CAGCAAUGGGCACAUCAUCCACCAUUGUUUGAACACAAGAAAUCAUAUGCCCGGAUGGGUUCAGCCAGUCAAAAGCCUGGUUAAAUUCAUUCCCAUAUCCGAGCGAUCUCAUGUCAUAAUGCCGUCUCUCGUCCCGCUGUGGCCUUGUGACUGACGGUGCUUGGGAGCAAGAUCUCUCUCUCCCUCUCUCUCCCUCUCUCUUGUCCAGGAUUUUCCGUAUUUUUAACCGAACACGAGCCUCUUCCUUGCUCUUUUUCGAAUGUUACAGUAUCCAGUGCCACUGUAAACACACACCGCCAUCAUGCAUCAUUAGUCGCCGCCGCCCUUCUCCCUCCUCGCGCAUAUAGACGGGCGCCCGAGUGCUGCUCCUCCUUCCUCGACACACUUCACAUUGCUCCCUGGGGAUUAUGUCUACAACGAGAAGGAUAUGCACGAGGCGAAAGCCGUGAAGAGUCGGUCGGAUGAGAGUGCGGGCGGUGCAGCGUCGCGCCCUGCAUCGAAAGCCUUUCAAUUUGUGACCGCGCUUCCUUCUUCUGAAGCCGAGCGCAGCCAGAACAAAAUCCUCGUCCGCUCCAACGCCUCCAACUUCCACUGGCGCCGAGUGAAGAAAGACAAGAGAUCUGAAUCUCUCUCACCCGGCCGACCAGCUGCUACCAGACGGCGCUCGACGAGCAGCAUAUCGAAGAGCAGAAGCCGUGCGCUUGCACCAGCAACACCCAACAAGAAUGACUCUACCUCGCCGGAAAGCGACACAUCUCCGCCCAAGACGGAGGACGAGCGCAGUGAGCAAGCUUUCACAGACUCACCAGCUCACAGCGACGUUGUGAUACUUCCGGACUCGGCACUAUCAACGCUGCUGCCAUCGACACAUCAUGAUCCGUUUGGAACGUAUCCUUCUGAUCUGCCGACGGAGUUCGUCAGCCGUGUUCUUGACCAGGUCAAAAACUUCCUGGGUCUGAUGUUUCCGCCAGGAGGCGGUCAGACCAUCCACCCUCUCGCCACGACAUGGCUUCAGAUGACUUUCCGCGAUCGAGGGCUAUUCCAUGCGUCUCUCUUUUGCCAGCUAACUCGGAAUCGAAUCUUCUACCCGUCCCCGGUCUUUCUGGAGUCACGCGAGACGAUGCAGUGUUACACCGAAACCAUACGGGGCGUCCACCAGAAAUUCAAGGACAACUCAAUGAGCUGUGAAGAUGAAAAUAUCCUAUCAGUCUACUCUCUCACAUAUCAUGGCGACCUCAGACCCCACCAACCUGCGAUUGCCCCCUCGCAAGGUCCUCUCACUACUUUGCAACUCCUUCACGUUUAUGGUGGGCGGCUGGAAACGGUCCAGGUACACCUUCAAGGUCUGGCUAAAAUGUUGACUUUACGCGGCGGACUGAGCAAGAUUAAGUUACCUGGUUUGGCUCAAGCCAUCUCCUUCGGAGAUAUCGUACUGGCUUGCCAGACCCUUUCCCCUCCCAUGUUGCCUUACGUGAUGAUGCAUGACGAUGUGGUUAGCCUUCUGAAUUCAGCGUCACGAAAGACUCACCCCCUGGUUGGCCUAGGAAAGGGCUUUCGUGUGCUGCCCGAAAUGCUUGGGCACGCACAUGAGGAUGUCUCCAAACUUUUGGUCGUCCUGAAGUGGAUGAUACAAUACACCUUUGCGGUGGACGACCAUGUUCAAGAACGUCCUGAGAGUCAAAUCCAACGUGCACUGAUGGACCAAAGAAAUUUCGUUCAACAUAAUCUCAUGCAGCUCAUGCCUGAUGCCCUCGCACUGGGUGAGGAACAUCCGAUGUGUCGUCUAACGCGUCUGGGUACUGUUGUCUAUAGCUUCCUUGUGGUGUUUCCGUUGCCAGCCAUUGCAGCUCCGUUCGGUCGGCUGUCUUCAGACAUCAUCAAACAGUUAUCUUUGCCCGAUGUGCAGGAUUGCUGGAACGAAGCGGCAGAUUUGAUGCUGUGGGUUACUGUCAUGGGAGCCAUCGCUAGUAUUGGUACUCCCGAUCGCCCGUGGUAUCUGACGACGCUCGAUCGAUUGAGCAGAGAACUAGAUAUCAAUUCUUGGCACAGUAUGAGGGAAAAGCUCAAGCUUUUCUUGUGGUUUGAAUAUACGAACGACUCGGAUGGGAUGAAGCUGUGGAGAGAUAUCGAGGAAUCGAGUGUUUCCAGAGUGUCCCAAGGAACUGCGGAGAUGGAUUUUAUCAAAGACUGAAUCAUUGAUCUUGCCCUGGACCGAAUGUGGUACACGCCAUCUUUUGGUGUGAUCGAUGACAAGAGGCACUCUGAGGGAUCUAGCUGCUCGUGCUUUGGGACUUUGAGAAGUACUAUUGCACCGGAAGGGCCCCUCAGACUGGAACGUCGAUUUAUUCGAUCGGAGAGUCUGCGACAUCAAAUACAGCAAUGCCACCAAGGAAAGCAGACAGCGCCAGUGAGCCAGUCGCGGAGAUGCUCAUCCAAGACCCUUCGAGACCUCAGCCAGCAUGCCUCAGUCAUGAAAGCAAGGGAUAUCUAACCCGCAUUUGCUCUACCCAAAAGAGGCUUGGGACAAAGAACAAGGCAUUUUCGACAUCUCUUGAAAAGUAUAUCCUGUAAACAGCGUGCUUAUGUUUACAAAGAAGAGAGAUGAGGCAUGACAAGGCUCAGUAACUAUUGUCAGUAAGCUUUGGCGUGUUGACCGAUCAUGCAUGGCCCCCAAAUCUACCUUAUAAAACGGGUCCAAAUAGAUUAAAGUGUUUACCAAUCAUGACCUCAAGCUAUUUAAGAUAUUGUAGGCGUUGCCUGGAGUAUUGGCCCCAGAUCAGAUCCCCAUAAAAUGAGAACGCC